AUGAGUGAUUCUCACGAAAGUACCUAAGAUCAGCAGGAGUCGUCCAACACUAACAGUCAUAGCUAGCAAAGAAGCCAGUCAGCUCCAAAGGAAGCAAAAAGUGAAUCAAUUUAAUAUUCCACACCCUUCUCCAACGCUUUCCCAAUUUUGCUUGAUGAGACAGAGAAAUAGGAAAUUUUGGAAUAGUACUGGGACAGAGAUAUAAGUGAUUAGGAAUUUAACAAAUUAUCAGCAGAGCUAAAGCUAAAACUUAUAGCAAGGAAGCUGAAAAUGAAGUAGGAAAUGUUUAACCCAAACUAUUUAAUAAUGAACUCUACGUUCCUCAAUUCUGAAAUUCAAGCUUUAAGUCAAAACGAGCCCGAGGGCUAGUACAUUUCACAACUAAUGGAUUGUUCCAAUAAGCUUGAUGCGAAAUCAAAAAUGCUUUGUAUAAUGAGUAUUGAUUGCAAAAGCCAGUUUUUGAAGUAUUAGAGAUGCCUAGCACAGUACUAGAAAUCUACUUUCUUAUGUAAAGUUCCAAAAAUAGAGAUGAGAGAUUGCUAUUAGCGAAACUUAAAGGCUGCUAAUCUUAUUAUCAAUAGAAUGGAUUGA
This is a messenger RNA of Stylonychia lemnae, 591 nucleotides long. The record is from the annotation of a GenBank genome assembly. NCBI's taxonomy places the organism in Eukaryota, Ciliophora, Spirotrichea, Sporadotrichida, Oxytrichidae.